Molecule: messenger RNA, 1826 nt
Organism: Hypomesus transpacificus
Lineage: Eukaryota; Metazoa; Chordata; Actinopteri; Osmeriformes; Osmeridae
Product: 14-3-3-like protein
Exons: 6
Coding region: 135-875 (246 amino acids)
Biological process (GO): signal transduction
Cellular component (GO): cytoplasm
Source: RefSeq, a predicted model, not a curated record
AGACUGGUGUGAGUGUGAGGAAACCCCGUGGAUCACAUUCAGAAGAACUGGUAGCGAAGAGAAGGCGUUGUACCGUUGACUAGCUAGCUAGAUCAAGAACACCACUAUCUCUUAGCACUCAGUCCUGAGUAGCCAUGACCGAGGUGGUGCUGAAGGAGCGGGUCCAGAUGGCCAAGCUGGCAGAGCAGGCGGAGCGCUACGAUGACAUGGCGGCCCAAAUGAAGGCCGUGACAGAGGAGGGCAACGAGCUCUCCAACGAGGAGCGUAACCUGCUGUCGGUGGCCUACAAAAACGUGGUGGGGGCACGGCGCUCCUCCUGGAGGGUGGUGUGUAGCAUUGAGCAGAAGACCGAAGAGGAGAAGAAGCAGGCGUUGUCCAAGGGGUACAAGGAGGAGAUUGAGAAGGAGCUGAAGGACAUCUGCAACGACGUGCUGGAUCUUCUGGACAAGUUCCUGAUCCCCAAUGCCGUUCCCAAGGAGAGCCAAGUCUUCUACCUAAAGAUGAAGGGAGACUACUACCGCUAUUUAGCGGAGGUGGCCCUCGGAGACGAGAAGCUUGAGAUCAUCAGCAAGUCCCAGGACGCCUAUAAGGACGCGUUUGACAUCAGCAAGGAGCACAUGAAGCCCACCCACCCCAUCCGCCUGGGCCUGGCCCUCAACUUCUCCGUGUUCUACUACGAGAUCCUCAACUCUCCUGAAAAGGCCUGCAAGCUGGCCAAGACGGCCUUUGACGACGCCAUCGCAGAGCUCGAUAAUCUAAGUGAAGAGUCGUACAAAGACAGCACACUGAUCAUGCAGCUACUGAGAGACAAUUUGACACUGUGGACCUCAGAUAACCAGGGGGAUGGCGAGGACACUGAGGAGCCCAGAGAAUGAGCUGGCCCCGUGUGGGGGUCGUCGCCUGCCUGUCAUCACCCUGGCUCAUAAUCAACAGUUGAGACCACCUUGUCAUCAUCGUCCAGCUUCCCUUCUAUCUUUUUUUUUAGUUCCAUGUCCAUCGACCUGUGUCACACUUCCUCUAGGUUUAUUCCUCGGUUGUAGUACUUGUGGGGGGGGGGGGGGGGGGGGGCAUGGUGUCAGAGGGGCUGCUGAUAUUGUUUAAUGUCGGGAAACGAUAUAGGGUGUGUUGCGUAUGUACUGUGGGUGGGGUAAAUUCUCAAGUUGUGCAAUGUGGCAAGUUACGUUUUCAAACGGUUAUACUGUAGGUAUAUUCAUCUAGACGGUAUUGUGCUUGACAGCCGCCAUUACUUGGUACAUCUGUGGUUCACAACAUCAGUCCGACUGAAGUGUGGAGGCAGCAGGUUUAGUGUGUAGCUCUGGAACUGACAGCUGGUUCGUGCAGCAGUGGGAGAGGAGGCUGUUGAUGGUAGGCAUGGUCGCGAUGAAACAAAAGGUUACAUUCCAUGUACUGUUCCAAGUUUCUUAUUCCUCAUUUUGGGUGACCUGCAUUUGUAUUUCUAUGUAUCAAUUACGAGGUCUAGAAAAUCUCUCGAGAACAAAGAGCACACAAGCUUAAUGCUGUGGCUGGGUUACGAGCAGGACAGUAAAACUAGAUCCCAUGUGCUUAUCUAGUUGAUGCUUUUCCCAUUAAGGUUUUUUUCUUUUGGGGGGGGUUUUGUUUGUUUUUUUUCCCUUUCUUUUGAUACUUGCCUGAACUGCAUGUGGCUAUAAGGGUGGUGAAUGGGGAAAGGGGGGCAGACUGUUGAUGGGCUGGCUUGCUUUGUUCAUGUCUUUGGAAUUUUCAUACCGAACACCCAAGCAUAACUGUUAUUUGGAGGGAAAUAUGUUAUUUCAUGUAUGUGGAAUAAAAAGUUAAUUUAAAGUGAA